GACUCUUCGACCCCUGUCACUCCUGCUGAAUCUCGACUACACGCACGACGGCAUCCUACGUGGCCGUACACGUGUAACCCGCGUUUCCAGAAAAAUGUAGAAAUUAAUGGCCGGAUCUUAGCCGUUAAAUGCUCGGCCCGCCUUCUGCCUUUCCUUCCUGCUUCCCCCGUUGGGCUGGUCGCAGAAACACCAUUCCAUACUCUCCACCGACUCUGCAUCACUGCGCUUUGCAAACCCUAAUUCUCCCAAUUCGCCAUGGUCAACGAAGCCCAAGCUUCGACGUCCACCGUGCAGACCGCGGAGAACGCCCUCUCGUUCAUUUCUAAAGGAUGGAGGGAGGUGCGGGACUCUGCCGAUGCGGAUCUCCAAUUGAUGCGAAACCGAGCGAUUUCGUUCAAGAAACUCGCCACAUCCUUCGAUAAAGAGUUCGAAAACUUCAUCAAUUCGGCGGCUCCGUUCUCGGUGCCGGCGAUGAAGUCAUCGUCUUCUUCCUCGUUGUCGUGGUCAUCGCCGGGGGAUAUGGAUUUUGUGAAGCGGCUGCAGCCGAAGCUGACGGAAAUCCGGCGGGUGUACUCCGCGCCGGAUUUCAGCCGGCGGGUGCUGGAGAAGUGGGGACCUAGGGCAAGGAUUAAGAUCGAUUUGUCGGCGAUAAAGAACGCAAUUGUGGCUGAGGUUGAGGAUGGAGAUGGAGUUCGGGGGUUUGACAGUGAGCGGUUGACGAAGGGAGGGAAGGUGCCGUUUAAAGAUUUUAGGUGGGAGUGGAAGGGAGAAGGGGAGGAGGGGCUUCGAGAUUGGGAGCCGAUAAAGGCUUUGAAGACGAGGUUGAGGGAGCUCGAGAACCGGAGUUCAGGUUCGGAGAUUUUUGAAAGUCUGAAGAACAGUGAAUUUGUGGUGAAAGUGAAGUCAAGUUUGAAAACAAUUUGCUGGGAGCCUCAAGACUCAAAGGAUGUACCACCACUGGAUGUACCAGAACUCUUGGCAUGCUUGGUUAGACAAUCUGGGCCAUUUUUGGAUCAACUUGGCAUUAGAAGGGAUAUUUGCAACAAGAUAGUAGAAAGCUUGUGCAGCAAAUGCAAGAACCAACUUCAUCUGCGCUCCCUAUCUGCUAGCGAAUCGUCCUUUCUUGAGAAUGACAACAUUAAUGAUGAACUGGAUUUAAGAAUAGCCAGUGUUCUCCAAAGCACAGGCCAUUGUUAUGAGGGUGGCAUUUGGGAUGACUGUGUAAAGAAUGAUUUAUCAGAUGGAAAAAGGAAUGUUGCAAUUGUCACAACUGCUAGUCUUCCUUGGAUGACAGGAACAGCUGUAAAUCCACUGUUUCGAGCUGCAUAUUUAGCCAAGUCUGCAAAUCAGAAUGUCACACUGUUGGUGCCAUGGCUUUGUAGAUCAGACCAAGAACUUGUUUAUCCCAACAGUCUGACUUUUAGCUCACCAGAAGAGCAAGAGGCUUAUAUUCGCAACUGGGUUGAGGAAAGGGUGGGUUUCAAGGCAGAUUUCAAAAUUUCAUUUUACCCGGGAAAGUUUUCAAAAGAAAGACGAAGUAUAAUACCGGCUGGAGAUACUUCUCAGUUUAUUCCAUCCAAGGAUGCUGACAUUGCUAUCCUGGAAGAACCAGAACAUUUGAACUGGUACCAUCAUGGUAGGCGUUGGACUGAUAAGUUUAACCACGUUGUUGGUGUGGUCCACACAAAUUACCUAGAAUACAUCAAGAGGGAGAAAAAUGGGGCUUUCCAAGCUUUCUUUGUGAAACACAUAAACAAUUGGGUUACGAGAGCAUACUGCCACAAGGUACUUCGGCUUUCUGCUGCCACCCAGGAUUUACCCAAGUCUGUCAUUUGUAAUGUACAUGGUGUAAAUCCUAAAUUUUUGAAAAUUGGAGAAAAAGUGGCUGCAGAAAGGGAACUUGGGCAGCAAGCUUUCUCCAAAGGAGCAUAUUUCUUGGGUAAGAUGGUCUGGGCAAAGGGGUACAAGGAGUUGAUAGAUUUGUUAGCAAGGCACAAAAAUGACCUCGACAGCUUCAACUUGGAUGUUUUUGGGAAUGGGGAAGAUGCACAAGAAGUUCAGAGCACAGCUAAAAGGUUGGAUCUGAAUGUGAACUUUCUGAAAGGGAGGGAUCAUGCAGAUGAUUCUGUUCAUGGUUACAAAGUCUUCAUAAAUCCCAGUGUUAGUGAUGUGCUGUGCACAGCUACAGCGGAGGCCCUUGCAAUGGGAAAAUUUGUUGUUUGUGCAGAUCAUCCAUCAAAUGAGUUCUUCAGGUCAUUCCCCAAUUGCUUGACGUACAAGACAUCUGGGGACUUUGUUGCCAAAGUGAAAGAAGCGUUGGCUAAGGAGCCUCAACCGCUUACUCCAGAGCAAAGGUACAACCUGUCAUGGGAGGCUGCCACACACAGAUUUAUGGAGUAUUCUGAGCUUGAGAAGAUCUUGAACAACGAAAAGGAUGAUGCUAAAUUGAAAAAAUUUAAUGGAAGGAGUAUUGAGAAAUCAAUUUCAAUGCCUAGCUUGACAGAUAUGGUUGAUGGAGGGUUGGCAUUUGCUCACUACUGCUUAACUGGGAAUGAGGUCCUUAGGCUGUGCACGGGAGCAAUACCCGGAACACGGGACUAUGACAAGCAGCACUGUAAAGACUUGAAGCUUUUGCCCCCGCAAGUUGUAAAUCCCAUCUAUGGCUGGUAAAUAGAUGGACUAAUGCGCAACUUUUCUGUUUAUGUAUGAUAAAGCACGCAUUCUACCAAGGAGCCAGCCAAGUUUGUUUAAUCUCUUGGGGGGUGGUGGCUGCUUGGUUUUUGUUAGUGAUGUUUAAAUAGCCAAAUCUAGUUUGAUGUUUUCUGCAACUAUCCUGUAAAAUGAAGACAGCAGAAGUGUAUAAUCCAUAUUUUAAUUGCACGGUUGGUUGUUAUACAGAAGUCAAUGAAGAGAGAGAUUAAGCUGGUUUACUGCCUGCUAGGAUCAAA
This is a messenger RNA of Malania oleifera, 2948 nucleotides long. RefSeq names its product digalactosyldiacylglycerol synthase 1, chloroplastic. Gene Ontology annotation, cellular component: chloroplast outer membrane. NCBI's taxonomy places the organism in Eukaryota, Viridiplantae, Streptophyta, Magnoliopsida, Santalales, Ximeniaceae. Gene Ontology annotation, biological process: galactolipid biosynthetic process. Bases 256 to 2670 code for a protein of 804 amino acids. The record is from RefSeq and is a predicted model, not a curated record. The transcript has 7 exons. Gene Ontology annotation, molecular function: digalactosyldiacylglycerol synthase activity.